UUUUCAGGCCUAAUGGCAAACAAUCCUGGAGUUACAUUACUUUUGGAAGUUUUUAAAAAUAUUGAUUUUCAAGCAUUAAGUGACAAAAAUGAAAACCCUCCUCCCGAUUUGGCUUUUAUGCUUUCCUUAGGUACAGGAAAAAGCCCUGAAGUCGCUGUACCAAUACCAGAAUUUUCUCCUGAAUUGGGAUUGCAAGGGAUAAUUCAAACAGUGCAGUCUCUUAAUAAUUUGAAGUCAAUACUUGUUGAACAGUUAUCAACUUCUGACGGUCAAGUGGUGGAAAUAGCUCGUUAUAUGUCGCAUACUCGCCGUGUCCCAUAUUUUCGUCUUACGCCUUCAUUAAAUACAGAUAUUCAACUGGACACUGUGGACAAUACUUUGCUUAUUGAAAUGCUUUGGACUACCAAGGAAUAUAUAAGAGAAAAAUGCUCAACUGACGUCUUGUCUUUGUUGGAACUUUUUUCUGCAUUUAAUAGAAGCAACGAAUAAAU
Molecule: messenger RNA, 491 nt
Organism: Meloidogyne enterolobii
Lineage: Eukaryota; Metazoa; Nematoda; Chromadorea; Rhabditida; Meloidogynidae
Source: the annotation of a GenBank genome assembly